Nematocida ausubeli is the source of this 1023-nucleotide messenger RNA. RefSeq lists its product as uncharacterized. Gene Ontology annotation, biological process: triglyceride biosynthetic process. The transcript has a single exon. The record is from RefSeq and is a predicted model, not a curated record. Gene Ontology annotation, molecular function: glycerol-3-phosphate O-acyltransferase activity. Gene Ontology annotation, cellular component: endoplasmic reticulum. NCBI's taxonomy places the organism in Eukaryota, Fungi, Microsporidia. Bases 1 to 1023 code for a protein of 340 amino acids.
AUGCAAAAACCAGACAGCUUCCAUCCUUCUUCUACAGGAAAAGGAAGAAAGUCUAUGCCAAUUCUUCGGGACAUUCUUUACUGCACAGCGCUAGCAGGAAAGGCGCUGAUACAGGACGAGUUCUCUUCUUGUUUUCAGCAGAAGGAGACAAAAACAGAAUUCACAUUUGCAUACGGAUGGAGCAUGUUUUGCCGGUACAGCCUGAUUCUUCCAAUUCGGCUGCCUCUCACGCUGGCCAUACUUUUGUUCUAUUCAGCUGCCAUCAUAGUAUCGCGUGUGGUGCUUCGGGGGAUGGGAAGUGAUUUUCUUCUUACGCAUGCAUGCAAAAGCCUGCUCUGGGCAAUGGGCGUGCGGAUAAAGCACUAUGGAACAAAAAAAAGGCCGCACUUGCCGCACAUAUACGUAGCAAACCACACCACAUAUAUGGACUAUCUAAUUUUGAGCAGCCAUAAGUUUGCGCACUCUGUUAUUGCCCAGAGGCAGGGAGGGUUUAUGUCAAUGCUUUUAAAAUUAGUGAGUGGCUCUGUGCAGUUUGAAAGAAAGAUAAAAGCAAACAGGCACGAGGUAAAGGAGGAGAUACGAAAGCUAACCCAGAAGGCAUCUAUUAUUGUGUUCCCUGAAGGAACCUGUGUCAACAAUGAGUACACAGUUAUGUUCCAAAAGGGGGCAUUUGAGCUAGGGGUGCCUGUAUAUCCUGCUGCAAUAAAGUAUAACAAAAGCCUUGGAGACCCAUACUGGAACACAAGAAAGCAGUCAUUCACAAAGCACUUCAUAUACAUUAUAACAAGAUGGCACACAGAAGUGUCUGUCUGGUGGCAAGACGCCGUGGAGCUGCAAGAAAACGAGAAUGCGUCUGAGUUUGCGACUCGAGUCAAAAAAAUCAUAUCGGAAAAAGCAGGGCUGAAGAAUCUUGUGUGGAAUGGAUAUCUAAAACACUGCAAAAGUCCAGAAGAAAUGAAGGAAAUAAAACAGUGGGGCGACCAGCUGACCCCUACGCUUUUGCCUGCCUCAGAUAGAGAAUAG